This is a messenger RNA of Branchiostoma floridae (Florida lancelet), 3931 nucleotides long. RefSeq names its product SCO-spondin-like. NCBI's taxonomy places the organism in Eukaryota, Metazoa, Chordata, Leptocardii, Amphioxiformes, Branchiostomatidae. Gene Ontology annotation, molecular function: protein binding. The record is from RefSeq and is a predicted model, not a curated record. Bases 42 to 3533 code for a protein of 1163 amino acids. Gene Ontology annotation, cellular component: extracellular region. The transcript is spliced from 27 exons.
ACACCGGCUGCUGCCUGCCCGGCUGUUCUUGUCCACCCGGCAUGUACGAGAACGACGAGGGCAUCUGUGUGACAGCAGAAGCCUGUCCAUGCCGUUGGAGCCUCCCUACCGACAGUGACGGGAUGCCCGCAAACGGGGAGACGUACGAUGCCAACACUGUCCUGCAGUUUGGCUGCAAAUAUUGUAACUGCUUCGGUGGGCGCUGGAACUGUACAGCUGGGGAUGUUGUAACCCCUGGCUGGUCGUCCUGGACGCAGUGGUCCUCAUGUACCGCCUCGUGCAAUGGUGGGGAGAGGGUGAGGACCAAGAGCUGUACCAACCCGCCCCCUAGCUGUGAGGCGGAGUCCUGCACCGGGACUGGAGAAGAGACGGAGCCUUGCAACGAACAACCAUGUCCAGAGGGCUGCCCUUACCCGCGGGUGGAGAUGCCGUGUAACAGCACCUGUCCCCGCACUUGCGCACAGCUGCGAGGGGAACCGUGUGUGGAGCCCGAGUGUGAGACUGGCUGCUUCUGUGCUAACGGCACGUUUGAAGACGACGGUGACUGUGUUGAGGAGUGUCCUUGUAUCCUAGAUGUCCUGGAGUAUACCACCGGGCAGCUUGUAGGAAACCUUACUGACGGCACACCCGUGUAUGACGGUGAUACCAUCGAGCCAGGAGUCGAGGUCCGCAUCAGCGAAUGUGAGACCUGUACCUGUGUGCACGGCGUGACAAGCUGUCAGGAUACUGGAACACCAGUUGAUGGUGGUUGGACGGAGUGGACUCAGUGGACGGCUUGCACGGCUCCAUGUGACCAGAUGGGCACCAGUGAGCGCACGCGGACCUGUACAGACCCCGCCCCGGCGUGCGGAGGCAACCCCUGUACCGGAGACGACACCGACACUAAGAACUGCUGGGGAGACCCUUGUGGUCAAGAAUGCGAGUACACACAGUGGUCUGAGUGGUCCGACUGUCCCGUUACCUGUGACGGCGGCACGGUCCAGAGGACACGGGAGUGUGUGGAGGUCACCACGACCACACCGUGCGACACCUGUCCCGGAUACCCGAACAACGACACCGAGACUGAAUCCUGCAACCGUGAUCCCUGUGAGGAGGAGUGUGUGGACGGGAAGGUGUACACCACAGAAUGCACCUGUCCCAACACCUGUGCAGAGUACGGCGGAACAUCCACCUGUACUGUACCUGACCCGUGCCCACCUGGAUGCCAGUGCCCACCAGGUACCUACGAGCAGAACGGCACGUGCGUGCCUCCGGACCAGUGCCGCUGCGAGAUCACGUCACUGAUGAUCUCAGACAGCAACCUGUCACCCGACCAGUUCCAGAACCUGACCCUGGCCGGCAACGGGAACUACGUCAUGGACGCUCUGGACGUCAUCAUCGGGAACUGCUCCGUCUGUAUUUGCUACCAGGGCAGACUGAACUGUACUACAGACGAAAGCUGCUAUGAACCUCCCGGCUGGUCCUCCUGGUCCCCAUGGACUCCUUGCUCAAAGACGUGUAUCGAGGUAAACGGCACAGACAGCGUACGGGAGCGCGUCAGGACCUGCGACAACCCACCUCCACAGAACGAAAAUGAGGACUGUGAAGGUUCAGACUACGAACAGACAACCUGCAAUGUGCCGAUAUGUAACACACCAGGAGGCUGGACCCCAUGGACCCUGUGGACCCCCUGCAGCGUGACCUGUGGGGCGGGGACUAUCGUGAGGACAAGGACCUGUAGUAACCCCCCGCCCGACACCAUGGAACUGGACUGCGAAGGGUCCACUGUGGAAACCAUGAUCUGUAAUGCACCAGAUGAUUGCUACGAGUGUCCAGAGAAUCAGCAGUACUACAGCUGUCUGGACUGUCCCAGGACAUGUCUGGAGAUCCAGAAUGGGGCGGAGUGUAGUGCCACUGGUUGUACCCCCGGCUGUGGUUGCCCACCAGGAAUGGUGCUGCUGAACCAGACCUGUAUUGAGUAUAACGAGUGCCCCUGUAUUGUCCAUGACCCUACACAUCCAGAUGCUGAUGCUGAUGGAUUUGUGACAUACCCAGAAGGAUAUAACACAACCGUGGACUGUAACAACUGCACGUGUGCAGAGGGCCAGUACACCUGUACCACGGAGACAUGUGACAGGGACUGCGAGUGGAACUCCUGGCAGACAUGGUCCCCGUGCACGGAGACGUGUGGCGGCGGCAUCAGGACACGCGAGCGCACCUACACUGCGCCGGUCGGAAACGGACUCUGCGUCGAUAUGACAGAAACCACUGAGACAGAAUAUUGCAACACUGACUCUUGUCCGACUGAUGGAAACUGGAGCCCGUGGGGUGAGUGGACUCCCUGCGACGUGCCAUGUGACGGAGGUAUUCAGUACCGGUACAGGAACUGCUCCAACCCGCCACCCAAGAACAACGGCACGGACUGUCCUGCUAACGGAGGGGUGGAGACGAUGCCAUGCAACGCCCAAAUGUGCAAUGAGACCUGCCCCUACCCCACUAUCCUGUCGGGCUGUGCUAACCAAUGUGGUCACCAGUGUGGGGAAACAACAGGCAACUGUGUGAACGAGGACGAGUGUGUGUCAGGUUGUGUUUGCCCCAACAACACCAUGUCUCUGAACGGAGACUGCGUCCCCGUGUCCCAAUGUCCGUGUGUCAUCGACGGCAUCGAAUACCAGCCAGGCGAUAUCAUCUACCAAGAUUGCAAGGAAUGCACAUGUGUGAAUGGGGAACUCAACUGUACGAAUGAUGACUGCCCAGUUGACUGCGAGUGGAGUAACUGGCAGCCAUGGUUGACAUGUAGCGUUACCUGUGGCAAUGGAACCACCACACGAUACAGAUCGCCUAACAACCCCCCCGCUAGUAACGGAGGAGCAGAGUGUGAGGGGGAGGACCAGGAGACUAAGGAGUGUACGGAUGACCCCUGUGAGACACCGUGUCUGUACAACGGCCAGGAGUACCCUCUGGGCGCAGUGGUGGAGAUAUCCAACUGCAGGCAAUGUACAUGUGAGGAGGGUGGCUUCAACUGCCAGGACAUACAGUGCCCAGUUGCUGCCUGGGCGGAGUGGGGCAGCUGGUCUACCUGUGACGUGUCCUGCGGAAACGGCACCCAGACCCGCUCCAAGGUCUGUAACGCCACGGAGACCGCGUGCUGCGACGCCUGCGUGGGAGACCCGCCAACAGAGACACAGCCAUGCCACCUCAUGGACUGUCCAAGUGCCUGUACUGUCCAGACUGACGUGAGAGACCUUAGCAAGGGCGAAUGCGUGGCCCAAGACGUGGAGGUCAUGUACUGUUCCGGAAAGUGCGACUCCUACACCAGGAUCAACUCCUUCGCACCAGUUAACGACACGUACAUCGAGAACCACCUCUACGCGCCGUUCUUCGACACCGUCUGUAAAUGCUGCACCUUCAUCCUGAACGAGAGCCAGCCGGUCAAGUUCGUGAGCCUGACGUGCCCGAACGGCGACACGGACGACAUCGUCCUGCCGGUCAUUGAUCGCUGCGAGUGUCUGGAGUGUGGAGGGGGAAAUCCUGACGAAGUACCCUCGUCUUAAAGCAAAAUCCAAGUACAUCCAGACCUGACAAACCGGGCCGGAUAACAAGACGACGACAUUGCAACUAUCUUACGAUAGUCCAUCAUUUUCUUAGCUGUGACCUUUUCUGUUGAAGCAUUCCUUGAAACUAUCUCUAAUUAUUGCUCUGAUUCUCUUCAAUUGACCAUUGGUCAAUGUUUGACAUCGUCAUAUUCUCUAGUAUGUAAUGAUACUGAAAUGUUGUGAUUCCAUCAUGCACAACUUGAAAGACACGGGUGAGCAUACCCAAGAUAUUGUAAACGAUACCAAUGUGUAAACAUCUGAAGUAUAUUACAAUGAUCGAUAUUCUUUUCUGUUGCUCUUAUUUCUGUCAAGGAUGUAGAGAAAGGCACGGCAUUAAACUAUCCCAGCAUGAACAA